Quercus lobata is the source of this 3165-nucleotide messenger RNA. RefSeq names its product mechanosensitive ion channel protein 6-like. Bases 261 to 3110 code for a protein of 949 amino acids. NCBI's taxonomy places the organism in Eukaryota, Viridiplantae, Streptophyta, Magnoliopsida, Fagales, Fagaceae. Gene Ontology annotation, molecular function: mechanosensitive monoatomic ion channel activity. The record is from RefSeq and is a predicted model, not a curated record. The transcript is spliced from 7 exons. Gene Ontology annotation, biological process: monoatomic anion transport; transmembrane transport. Gene Ontology annotation, cellular component: plasma membrane.
UCUGUCUCUGUCUCUUGAGAGAGCAAAAAUCUUUCAUUGCUUAAACUCUCCAUAUUUUAAUUCACACUCAACCAAAAAAAAGUAACACGCGUCAACACACUUUUCCUUACAAAACCUUAAACAAAUUCCCCCACUUUUUCAUUGCUUCCGGCACCAAACGUCCAAACCCCAACACCUUCCUCACUUAGCACUCUCCCAAAAUAUUAUUAUUUUAUUAAAGAUUUUAUUCCCUAAAAUAUUCUUCCAUUGACUCACAUCACAUGGACUUCUCACUAAAAAAAAAAUCCUACAAAUCCCACAACUCUUACAAACACCUCAAAAAGCUCUCCGCCGAGAAAUCCAACCAUGGCCACGAACACCUCCCUAUCCUCGACUCAAUGCGAGCCGUUGAUUUGUCUGACCACCCCAGCCACAGCCACCGCGAAGAAGUCAUUGUCAAGAUCUACGACGGAGAUUCCUCGGCGACCAAAGCCUCUGCAACUACUGGUGGCAAGAUUUGGAGAGAGAAUAGUUACGAGUUUUGGAAAGACCAAGCCAAGUCGGGUUUUGAUUUCGUGCGACAAGGCAGCGGCAGCAGCGGCGGCGGCGGCCAGAAUAGUAAUACGGUGGCGGCGGAGGAGGAGGAGAAAGAUCCACCGUCCAAAUUGAUCAAGCAGUUCUUGCACAAGCAAGAGGCUUCGGGCAAGAUGGCGUUGGAUAUGGAUUUGGAAAUGGACGAGCUCCGCCACGAAAACGACAGGAAAUUGCCUCCCGUUUCCGAGUCCCCCUUCAAAGCGACACCGACACCCUCGAGGGAGCUCCGGGUGUCGUUUCAAGAAUCCGAAUUUUCAACCCCCACCUCCAACAAAAACAACGACUCAGUACGACGCCGUUUUAGCAGCGACGACAACAAUAACAGCAAGAGCAACAAGAACAACUACAACAAUGACGGGGUGACGUGGACGUCAAACACGUCGGUUCAGAGGAAAUCGAGCUUGUUGAGAGCGAAAAAUCAGUCGAGAUUGAUGGACCCGCCUCCCGCUGAAAUGGAAAAGCGGUCGGGUCGGGAGCCCGGGUCGGGUCAGGUCCGAUCCGGGAUGUUGAAGAAAAUGGACGACGAAGACGACGACCCGUUUUUGGACGAUGAUAUGCCGAACGAGUUCAGAGGUGGGAAUGUAAAUGCAUGGACUAUUUUGCAGUGGCUGAGCUUGGUUGUGAUUAUAGGAGCUUUGGCUUGCACGCUUGGCAUGCAUGACUUGUGGCACAAGAAUGUGUGGAAAUUGAGACUGUGGAAAUGGGAAGUCUUGGUUUUGGUUUUGAUUUGUGGGAGAUUGGUUUCUGGGUGGGGUAUUAGGAUUAUAGUGUUUUUUAUUGAAAGGAAUUUCCUUUUGCGUAAAAGGGUGCUUUACUUUAUAUAUGGGGUGAGAAAGCCUGUGCAGAAUUGUCUUUGGUUGGGAUUUGUUUUGAUGGCUUGGCAUUUUUUGUUUGAUAAGAAUGUUGAGAGGGAGACGAAGAGUGAUAAGCUUAAGUAUUUUACUAAGGUUUUGGUUUGUAUGUUGGUGGGUACUUUUGUUUGGUUGGUUAAGACACUUGUGGUUAAGGUUUUAGCUUCAUCUUUCCAUGUGAGUACUUAUUUCGAUAGGAUUCACGAGUCUUUGUUUAAUCAGUAUGUGAUCGAGACAUUGUCCGGGCCGCCUUUGAUUGAGAUACAGAACGCGGAGGAUGAUGAGUUUAGUUUUGUUGAUGAGGUUAGGCAGUUGCAAAAUGCAGGUGCUACUAUGCCUCCGGAUUUGAAGGCGAGUGCUACUAUGCCCCCGGAUUUGAAGGCGAAUGCUUAUCCUUCGAUGAAGAGUGGAAGGGUUAUUGGGAGUGGUGGGCUGCAGAGGAGUGGGAAGUUGUCAAGGACAAUGUCGAAGAAGGGGGAUGAGGGGAUAACUAUUGAUCAUUUACAUAAGUUGAAUCCUAAGAAUGUGUCUGCGAGGAAUAUGAAGAGGUUGAUGAGGAUUGUGAGGCAUGGGACAAUUACCACAUUGGAUGAGCAGGUAUUGGAAACUACCCCUUCUGGGGACGAUGAUUUUUCUACGCAGAUUAGGAGUGAAGUUGAGGCGAAAGCCGCAGCAAAGAAAAUAUUUCAGAAUGUUGCUAGGCACGAGUCCAAGUUCAUCUACAUGGAGGACUUGAUGCGUUUCUUGAAAGAAGAUGAGGCUGUGAAAACCUUGAGUCUCUUUGAAGGAGCCUCUGAGACCAGGAGAAUCAGUAAAUCAUCCUUGAAGAACUGGGUGGUCAAUGCCUUCAGAGACCGAAGAGCACUCGCUUUGACGUUGAAUGAUACCAAAACAGCCGUGAACAAGCUUCAUCGAGUGUUGAACAUUCUAGUUGGCCUUGGCAUAUUUGUGGUUUGGCUUCUGAUAUUGGGAAUUGCCACAACCAAAUUUCUUCUCUACAUAAGCUCUCAGCUCGUCCUCGUUGCAUUUAUUUUUGGAAACACCUGCAAGACAGUAUUUGAAGCAAUCGUCUUCUUAUUUGUAAUGCAUCCAUAUGAUGUUGGAGAUAGGUGUGAAAUUGAAGGGGUUCAGAUGGUUGUAGAAGAAAUGAACAUCUUGACUACUGUAUUUCUGAGAUAUGACAAUACAAAGGUCAUUUACCCAAACAGUGUUCUUGCUACUAAGCCCAUCAAUAACUUCUAUCGUAGUCCUGACAUGGGAGAUGCCAUUGACUUCUGUGUCCAUAUAGCAACACCUGCAGAUAAGAUUGCAGCUAUGAGGCAAAGAAUAAUUAGUUAUGUUGAGAGCAAGGAGGAGCACUGGUGUGCUGCACCUAUGAUUGUAUUGAUGGAGUUUGAAGAGUUAAACAGACUGAGGUUGGCCUUGUGGCUCUCACACAAAAUGAACUACCAAGACAUGGGUGAGAAGUUUGUAAGGAGAUCUCUUUUGAUGGAAGAGAUGGCUAAGAUUUUCCGUGAGCUUGACAUUCAAUACCGCCUGCUUCCAGUUGACAUUAAUGUCUGCGCCAUGCCUCCUGUGAUCUCUACCCAGCUUCCAACCACUAGGGUGGAAAAUACGCAUUUGAGUGAGGAAACAGGACACGGAACAGCUCAAAACUGCAUUGGAAAGGGAGGUUUUAAAACUUGAGAGGCAGGCUUGGCCAAAUCCUCAAUCAUUACCUCCUGUAGGCAAGCUUGAUCUA